UCUUCAAUCAAAUUCCUGAAAUGUGAUCGGAUCGUGUCGAUGUGUUUGUUGAUCUGAUCGCGAUCUUGUGAUUGUGAUCUUGUGAUCUUCGAUGUGCUCGGACCAAGAUCAGGCGUGUGGCAAAAAAAAAAAAAAGAAAAAAAAAAAAGGCUUUGCUUGUUCCGUGGGCAAAGUGCCUGCCUAUACACAGUACGUAGCAGCUUCCAUGUAAAUCAGAUGCAAGUCACCAACAAGUAACCGCUUCAUAUCGGACAAAGUUUUACUUUCUUUGACCGUGUUUAGAGCUAGUUACUACGUAGACUUGAGGCUCCACUGCUCCCGCACGGUUCCACUCGAUUAGCGGGGGCGGGCGGCAAAGCCGGCUCCGGGGUUUUGGGUUCCAAGGUUCGCGGUCAGCGAUGUUUUUGGUAAGUUGUUCUCCUCCAAGCGCGAGCCAUUGGUCAUUGGCACACCGGUCGAGCAAUGGAUGCAAUUUCUCCAGGAAGAGCCCGCGGGUUAGCACGAUGUUAAACGGAUGCCUUCCAUGUUUCCUUCUUCUCGAGAGGGUCAGUGGCGCGGGUAUGAGUCAUGCCUCCGGGUUAUAUUAAGGAGCAUUGGGAGCGGGCAUUUUGCAUUUUCAAGUCGAGUUGAACGACAUCAAGCAAGAAUUGUCCGCCUUCCAGGAUCGUUACUUGUCCGUUCAUCGAAUCACGAAGUGUCUAGCUGAUCGAUACCUUUCAACCAACAUGAAAGUGUCUACUGUUGCGCUGCUUGCCCUCAUCAACGUCGUUGUUGGUAAGUGGUCGAAGAAAACUCCCAAGGAUGGAGAGGCUGGCGGCUGGGAUGAGUGUGCAUAUACGCUUAAAUGUCAAAACGAUUGGGAGUGUUGGCAGACUGUGUCUUGUUCUGGCAUGGCCCUGAAUCAUGAUCCGGAGGGUUACUGUGCGUGUGGUUAUUUAAUGAACCCCUAUCAAUGCUGGUGCUGGACGCCACGGGGUGGUAUUUAAUUGAGAUGUAAAAAAAAAAAAAAAAAAAAAAAAAAAAAAAAAAAAGAGAGA
Blastomyces dermatitidis ER-3 is the source of this 1037-nucleotide messenger RNA. RefSeq lists its product as uncharacterized. The coding region runs from base 726 to 986 and encodes 86 amino acids. Lineage: Eukaryota; Fungi; Ascomycota; Eurotiomycetes; Onygenales; Ajellomycetaceae. The record is from RefSeq and is a predicted model, not a curated record. The transcript is spliced from 4 exons.